CCCACAAUCAUCGGGGUCAUCGUCACCCAAAUUUUGCGACAACAAAAUACACACUACUCCCGUGCGUGCCUGCCAAAAAAACCACGGCCAGUGACCAAACGAAGACGAAGGAAGGGAGAUGCCGGGGCUCACGGCACCGUCGGACUACGCGGAGGAGCCGCCGCGGCACCCGGACCUCAGGAUCAACUCCAAGGAGCCAUUUAAUGCCGAGCCUCAUCGAUCUGCGUUAGUUUCAUCUUAUAUCACCCCAGUGGAUUUCUUCUACAAGAGGAAUCAUGGACCAAUUCCAAAAGUUGAUGAUAUCUCAAGAUACAGUGUUUCCAUCAGUGGCCUCGUGAAUAAGCAUAUCCAGCUGUCCAUGGAUGACAUUAGGAUGCUUCCGAAGUACAAUGUCACUGCAACAUUACAGUGUGCAGGCAAUAAGAGAACUGCAAUGAGUAAGGUACGGAAAGUGAGAGGUGUUGGAUGGGACAUAUCUGCUCUUGGAAAUGCAACUUGGGGAGGAGCAAAAUUAUCUGAUGUCCUUGAACUAGUUGGAAUACAUAAACUCAGUUCAGUCACAUCUUUGGGAGGCAAACACGUUGAGUUUGUCAGUGUUGACAGGUGUAAAGAGGAGAAAGGUGGCCCCUAUAAGGCAUCAAUUCCACUAAAGCAGGCAACAGAUCCUGAUGCUGAUGUGUUACUCGCAUAUGAAAUGAAUGGAGAGACUAUCAAUCGUGACCAUGGAUAUCCACUCCGUGUUGUUGUACCUGGUGUUAUAGGCGCACGCUCUGUAAAAUGGCUUGACAGCAUCAAAAUAAUCAAGGAAGAAUGCCAGGGUUUCUUUAUGCAAAAAGAUUACAAGAUGUUCCCACCUACCGUAGAUUGGGACAAUAUUAAUUGGUCGACUAGAAGACCACAAAUGGAUUUCCCUGUGCAGUCUGCUAUUUGCACCCUGGAAGAUGUGGAUGUUAUCAAGGAAGGAAAGGCUAGAAUUGCUGGUUAUGCAGUCUCAGGUGGCGGCCGCGGCAUUGAGAGAGUAGAUAUAUCUGUUGAUGGGGGUAAAACAUGGGUUGAGGCUCAUAGAUAUCAGAAAAGCAAUGUGCCAUACGUCUCUGAUGGAGCUCAAAGCGACAAGUGGGCAUGGGUUCUCUUCGAGGCUACAUUGGACAUACCACCAAAUGCCGAGAUAUUAGCUAAGGCGGUGGACUCGGCCGCAAACAUCCAACCCGAAAAAGUGGAGGACAUAUGGAACCUGAGAGGAAUCCUCAACACAUCUUGGCAUCGGAUCAAAAUACAAAAUUCAUCCUGCGUAUCUAGAUCCAAAAUGUGAAGCAAGUAUGUUGAUGUGCCUAGAACAAUCAGCACGCUGGUCCAUGAUAUCUCCAAAUAAUAAGCUACUGCAGCUUAAUUUCUGCGAUUUCCAUAUAGACCAUGUCAUGGAACUGUGUUGAUUUAUACAAGUGUUAUAAAUAACUGCUUGUGUUGGUUGAUCUGAUAUGAGGAAAUUGUCGUGCCUCAUGUGUUA
Molecule: messenger RNA, 1507 nt
Organism: Hordeum vulgare subsp. vulgare (domesticated barley)
Lineage: Eukaryota; Viridiplantae; Streptophyta; Magnoliopsida; Poales; Poaceae
Product: sulfite oxidase
Exons: 12
Coding region: 119-1312 (397 amino acids)
Cellular component (GO): mitochondrion
Molecular function (GO): molybdenum ion binding; oxidoreductase activity
Source: RefSeq, a predicted model, not a curated record